Molecule: messenger RNA, 741 nt
Organism: Naegleria fowleri
Lineage: Eukaryota; Heterolobosea; Eutetramitea; Acrasida; Naegleriidae
Exons: 1
Coding region: 1-741 (246 amino acids)
Source: RefSeq, a predicted model, not a curated record
AUGUCAUCCCAACUGCGUCAAGAGAUUCCGAUGGUUCAAUUUCUUACAAAUCCCUUUCCAUUCGUACGAUCUCACCUAAGUCCACUCUACAUUUUCCUUUUCAAACUCUUUCUUCCUUCCAAUCACUCUAAACUAUCAUCACAACUCGAAAGGUGUGAAAUUAUUUUACAACAAACAUUGGCAUUCGUUCAUUAUUUCCACCCAUCUCUUCUCAAUCGAUGGUUACAUGCAUCCACUAUUGUACCUUUCUUUUGUGGAAUUUUCCUCGUACUUGGUUUUCUAGUUAAAAGUGCAUUUGGAUUGGAAGUGACUUUUCCUUUUGUGGUUGUGUGGAGUUUGCUGUUUGUUUUCUUUGUUAUGGGAAUUGAUCGAUAUGCAUCCAUAAUUUUAGCUCUCUAUUGUACUGCCAUUUGUUACACUUGUCAUUGGUUAUUGAGAAAUAAUGACGCAUUGACAACUGGCAUUCCAACUCUAAACAGUGGACAAGUCCAUGUACUCCUUUGGGGUUUGAGCUUGCUUUCUCUUGCAUCUAUAGGUCAAGUCGUGUUGGGACAUUUAUGGAUCGAUCAAAGAACACCUGCUUUCUUAAUUCAAGAAGCUUUAUUAAUCACUCCAAUUUAUAUGAUCUUGUCAUGCGUGUUGAUGGAAAACCCAUUGAUUAGAUAUUUGCCAAAUUUGAAGAAUAACAUUGAGAACCAUGCAACGAGUGAAAACUUUCAACGUUAUGCAAGAAUAAAGUAG